Messenger RNA from Camellia sinensis, 483 nucleotides. The record is from RefSeq and is a predicted model, not a curated record. NCBI's taxonomy places the organism in Eukaryota, Viridiplantae, Streptophyta, Magnoliopsida, Ericales, Theaceae.
AUGUCUGGUAGUUUUCCGGAUGAUAUGUGUAUUUUAAUUCCUAAACUUGAAUUUAUCCAUCAUUCUUGGAAUGAGUUUGAUGGCCAAAUUCCAUCAACUCUGACUGAAUGCAGAGAGCUCCAAAUCAUAUCAUUGUCUGUUAAUAAACUCUGUGAGGUCAUACCCAGAGGAAUCGGAAAUUUAACCAUGCUCAAGGAGUUGUAUCUUGGAGAUAAUAACAUCACAGACAUGCUGCAGAGGAUGGACAUAAUGAUAGAUGUGGCUUGCACCUUGGAAUAUCUUCACUGUGGUUAUUCAGUGCCUGUGGCUCAUUGUGAUUUGAAGCCAAGCAAUGUGUUACUAGAUGAUGAUAUGAUUGCACAUGUGAGUGAUUUCGGCACUGCAAAGUUGUUAGGUGUGGGGGAGAGCACUGCACAAACAAGGAUAAUAGCAAUAUUUGAAUAUAUUGCACCAGGUGAUGCUGCUAUCUUACAAUUCCUAUAG